CCCGGUGGCCAUAGGCAGUGUCUGGCAUUCAGUUCUUUUUUGGGACAAACCAUUGAUGUAGAGAGGGGGAAUUGCGUCAAUGCAGGGGUCACGGGCAGCCACGGUUCAUUUUUCUUCUUACUGCCGCGCCUGCUUCCUCCGCACCCCACGUUCCGUGGCCGUUCUUCUUCCGCAGCGGGGCCGUUUCUCGCCUGAUCGGCUUGCUGGAGCGUUGGUCCAGUCCAAAGGGCAAUAGAAGGGACAAGAUGGAGAUGGCGGCGCGGCUGUUUAUGGGGUCCCUCUGAAGGCAACUUCCCUUCCGGACGGCGGGUGAUGUCGGAUUCGGAGUCGGAAGAAGAAUGCGGCAACAGGCAGCUCAAGUUCGUGCUGUUGGGCGAUGGCGCGUCCGGAAAGACCUCCUUAGCUACUCGUUUUGUUCACGAUACUUUUGGAAAGCAAUACAAGCAAACCAUAGGACUUGACUUCUUUUUGAAAAGAAUAACACUCCCAGGAAAUAUAAACGUUACUCUUCAUGUAUGGGAUAUUGGAGGCCAAACAAUAGGAAGCAAGAUGCUGGACAAAUAUAUCUAUGGUGCACAGGCUGUCCUUUUGGUGUAUGAUGUUACCAACCAACAGAGCUUUGAAAACUUAGAAAAUUGGUACAGUGUUGUAAAGAAGGUCAACGAAGAGUCAGAAACUCAACUACAUGUAGCCCUUGUAGGUAAUAAAAUUGAUUUGGAACAUCUACGGACAGUAAAAAUUGAUAAACAUCUUCAAUUUUGCCAGGAAAGUCAUUCUAGCAAUCAUUUUGUAUCAGCGAAGACCGGCGAUUCUGUGUUCCUGUGUUUUCAAGGAAUUGCAGCUAACCUUGUUGAUGUCAAAUUAAACAGAGCAGAAAUAGAGCAAUUGCAGACUAACACCAAUCAUAUCUGCUAACCCGCAUUGGACCAGCAUGGCAGAUUCUUUCCACGUGCCAAUACAUCCUCAUUCCUUGGAGGACCUAGGACAACUACCUAUGGCAGCAAGAAGACCUGUCUGAAGGCAGAGGGUGCCAAGAAUCUUCGGGUUAAAUCAAGCUGCCUUUGAACUUUAAACGUAUUGUGUUUCCCCAAAAAUAAGUCCUGGUCUUAUUUUAUUUUUUUCCCCCUCCAAAAGAGGCACCAGGUCUUAUAUUCAUUUGUGUGUGUGUGUGUGUGUGUGUGUGUUUGUGUGUGUGUGUGUGUGUGUGUUUUCCACUUACCUCGCAGCAGUGGCACCGACAGCCCCGCCCAGCUGGCCCACUUCUUCUGCGGCCAAAGGUGCAGCUUCAUUCUGCAGCUGAGUAUGGAGCUUGGCCUGCAUUUCACAGUCAAAGGCCUUUCUGGAAGGCAUCUGCAACUGCAAAGCAAGCUAUGGAUCCAUAGCUCGGUUCUUGGCUGCAGAUACCUUCCGGAAACGCCUCUGACUGCAAAAUGCAGGCCAAGCUCCAUUCUCAGCUGCAGAAUGAAGCUGUUUCUUCUGGUGAGGCAAGUAUCGAUCCUUGGGAGGCCUGGCUACAAUGGUAAGCUCUACCCCGCCAUACCCUAAUUUGAUUUUUUAGGCAUGCACCUUGCCUGAAAACUAGGUUUUAUUUUUGGGGUAGGGCUUAUAUUAGGCCCAUCCCCAAAAAUUAAACUAGGGUUUAUUUUUAGAGUAGGUUUUACUUUCGGGAAAACAUGGUAGGAAUGGUCAACAUUUGAAAAAUAGAAAUGGAUGUUUGUCUAGAAGAACUGCUGAUUGAACUCAAUAAUAUGCAUUGGGAUAUCAUUGGAUUAUGUAAAACACGACAAAAGUGAAAAUUUAAUUGAACUUGAUAGGAAUAUUCAUUUACUGUACAUUAGAGGUACUGGAUGGAUGAUGUGGCAGAGUUGGUUUUCUCAUCAAUCAAAAGCUGAAAGAGGGUAACAUUUGAAAGAAUAUCAGAAUAGCCCAGUGCCUCAUUUAAUUGAACAAACAAUACAAGCUUUAAAUCAUCCAAGCUUAUGUGCCAACAAUAAGCUAUAGUGAUAAUGAGGUCAAAUAGUUUUAUGAUGAUGUGGUCUAAAUUCAAGAUAAAGAAAAAUGCUGAUACAAAAUACUAAUGGGUGACUUUAAUGCAAGAAUAGGAAGGACAACAACUGGAGAAAAAGCAACUGGCCCAUAUGGAACUGUGAAUGAGAUAAUAGACGUGACAAACUAAUAGAUUUUAUAUCAUGAACAUAUUUUACAAGAAAAAGGCUAGAAGAAAAUGGACAUGGAAGAGUCCAUCUGGGUACACAAGUGAAAUUGACUACAUCAUGUCAAGUGAUAAAACCAUAUUCUGCAACUGUACUGUCAUCGGUUGUUAUAAUGUUGGAAGUGACCAUAGAAUGUUACGAGCUAAAGUGAAGGUAGAAUCAAAAAGAGCAUAUGAAAAUGAUAAUAGAUGUCACAAAAAAA
Messenger RNA from Crotalus tigris (Tiger rattlesnake), 2415 nucleotides. RefSeq names its product RAB28, member RAS oncogene family (gene RAB28). The record is from RefSeq and is a predicted model, not a curated record. The transcript has 7 exons. The coding region runs from base 313 to 915 and encodes 200 amino acids. NCBI's taxonomy places the organism in Eukaryota, Metazoa, Chordata, Lepidosauria, Squamata, Viperidae. Gene Ontology annotation, cellular component: endosome; Golgi apparatus. Gene Ontology annotation, molecular function: GTPase activity; GTP binding.